CCAGGUAUUCAUCAUGCUGUCACAGAGGAUCAGCUUGAAUAAUGACACAUCACCGCAGCAAUGGCGGUGCCGCAAGAUGUCGACCUACACAGAUCGCUCGCUGAAUUGGUCUCAUUUACUCAUGUAAUAAAAAUGAACUUGUCAUCUGUUGUAUAAUUGCUUUAUAUAAGUUAUUGAUCACUACUGUUUGUCAAUCACACUUAUCAUGUGGAUGUAAUCAAGGUAAUCAUGGUAGAGGUGUGCAGCUUUGCACGCACAUCAGGGAAUGUAUAAGGAGCAGAGCAGGGCUCAGGGGGGUUAGAGCUGCUUGAAGGAUUCUACCUGACGAGGUUCAUGGAUUACGUUUUCUAACUGGGGUGUUCAGCUCUCCACCCAUAAGCAACGAGGACUCCGAUCUCCCAUAAAGUCAUUGAGAAGAGAAGAAGGGACCGCAUUAAUCGCUGCCUAAACGAGCUCGGAAAAACCGUCCCAAUGGCGCUGGCUAAACAGAACUCUGGGAAACUGGAAAAAGCUGAGAUCUUGGAGAUGACCGUUCAGUACCUGAGAGCGCUCCACUCCGCAGAUUUUCCUCGUGGAAGAGAAAAGGGCGAGCUUCUGGCUGAAUUCGCAAACUACUUCCACUACGGAUACCACGAGUGCAUGAAGAACUUGGUGCACUACCUGACCACAGAGGACCGAGCCGAAACCAAAGACUUCAAGUACGCAAGGAUCCUCGCCUUCCUGCAGUCAAAGUCCCGCGUGGCCACCGAGCCUCUGUUCGGCUCCAUCAGCGCGAUGCAGGAACCGUCAGACUACCUGAGUCAGCUGCACUCCUCCCCGGAGCACCAGAACCACAGCCCCUCGGACUCCGUGUUCCAGCAAAGCCCUUCGGGACACUUCACGUGGCACAGCUCGGCGCGCAGCCCGGCCAUCUCGUACCAAACGGUGCCGCUCUCAGCGCACAGCACGCAGCAGCACGGUGGAUACUUGUCACCGGUGCAAGGACUCGAUCACCACUAUUUCAACUUCCUAGGUCACGCGCACGCAAACACGUUCGGGCUGCACAGCGCGCAGCACGCCAUGUAGAUGUUCUGUCUAGUUUUUAUUUAUCUCUCAUGUACAUUUUGUGAAUAAAUACAUUAUUUCUUACUUAAA
This is a messenger RNA of Nothobranchius furzeri (turquoise killifish), 1134 nucleotides long. The record is from RefSeq and is a predicted model, not a curated record. NCBI's taxonomy places the organism in Eukaryota, Metazoa, Chordata, Actinopteri, Cyprinodontiformes, Nothobranchiidae.